Messenger RNA from Lutra lutra (Eurasian river otter), 1802 nucleotides. It is a transcript of the gene NUCB2, whose product is annotated as nucleobindin 2. The record is from RefSeq and is a predicted model, not a curated record. Gene Ontology annotation, molecular function: calcium ion binding. The transcript has 15 exons. Bases 434 to 1696 code for a protein of 420 amino acids. Gene Ontology annotation, cellular component: extracellular exosome; endoplasmic reticulum-Golgi intermediate compartment. NCBI's taxonomy places the organism in Eukaryota, Metazoa, Chordata, Mammalia, Carnivora, Mustelidae.
CGUGCGGUCCGCGGAGGUACAGAGAAAAACCGCGGGCGGGGGGCUGGAGAGACAGGUUUGUGUGUUGCGUGCAUUCAGCAGGCGGAGCCUCGAGCGCCGAGAACCGGCUGGGUAAGGCCGGAGGCCGGAGCAAUCUUAAUAUACCCACCUUGCCAUGGCCGAAGUCCCUGCUCUGUUCACCUUAAUCUGCCGAUCGGUACUUACUGUUCAACUUUUGCCAAACUGGUCUGUGCCCUGUAAAUACCGGUUGAAAUGAAAUGCACAAUGAAAACAAUGAAGAACUUGCUGAGUCAGAUGUUAGUGAAAAAGCAUUGACCUAGGAGUCAAGACCCACCUCUUCACUAAUUUGAUAUUGUGCAAGUCAUCUUACUUCUCUGCAUCUUAGUUGCCUGAUCUGUAAAAAAGGAGAUAAAAAUUCUUUACCUAUCUGAAGAUGAUGUGGAGAACCAUCUUACUACGAUAUUGUUUUCUCUUGGUUUCCUGUCUACUUACUGCUAUUGAAGCUGUGCCUAUAGACAUAGACAAGACAAAAGUAAAAAAUACUCAACCUGUGGACAGCGCAAAGAUAGAACCACCAGAUACUGGACUUUAUUAUGAUGAAUAUCUUAAGCAAGUGAUUGAUGUGCUGGAAACAGAUAAUCAUUUCAGAGAAAAGCUCCAGAAAGCAGACAUAGAGGAAAUAAAGAGUGGGAGGCUAAGCAAAGAACUGGAUUUAGUAAGUCACCACGUGAGAACAAAACUUGAUGAGCUGAAAAGGCAAGAAGUGGCAAGGUUAAGAAUGCUGAUUAAAGCUAAAUUGGAUUCUCUUCAAGAUACAGGCAUAGACCACCAUGCUCUUCUAAAACAAUUUGAUCACCUAAACCACCUGAACCCUGACAAGUUUGAAUCUACAGAUUUAGAUAUGCUCAUCAAAGCGGCCACAAGUGAUCUGGAACACUAUGAUAAGACUCGACAUGAAGAAUUUAAAAAAUAUGAAAUGAUGAAGGAACAUGAAAGGAGAGAAUAUUUAAAAACACUGAAUGAAGAAAAGAGAAAAGAAGAAGAAUCUAAAUUUGAAGAAAUGAGGAAAAAGCAUGAAAAUCAUCCCAAAAUUAAUCAUCCAGGAAGCAAAGAUCAACUAAAAGAGGUAUGGGAAGAGACUGAUGGAUUGGAUCCUAAUGACUUUGACCCCAAGACAUUUUUCAAAUUACAUGAUGUCAAUAAUGAUGGCUUCCUGGAUGAACAAGAAUUAGAAGCCCUAUUUACUAAAGAGUUGGAGAAAGUAUAUGACCCCAAAAAUGAGGAGGAUGAUAUGGUAGAAAUGGAGGAGGAACGGCUUAGAAUGAGGGAACAUGUAAUGAAUGAGGUUGAUGCUAACAAAGACCGAUUAGUGACUCUGGACGAGUUUUUGAAAGCUACAGAAAAAAAGGAAUUCUUGGAGCCAGAUAGCUGGGAGACUUUGGAUCAGCAACAGCUCUUCACAGAGGAAGAACUGAAAGAAUAUGAAAAUCUUAUCUCUUUACAAGAAAGUGAACUUAAGAAAAAGGCAGAUGAACUUCAGAGACAAAAGGAAGAGCUACAGCGCCAGCAUGACCAACUUCAGGCUCAGAAGCUGGAAUAUCAUCAGGUUGUACAGCAGAUGGAACAAAAAAAAUUACAACAAGAAAUUCCUCCAUCAGGGCCUGGUGGAGAAUUGAAGUUCCAGCCACACAUUUAAAGUCCGAAGUCCACCAGAACUUGGAAAAAAACUGUUAAAUCAACAUCUGUGUCAUCUUUUUACCACCCUUCCUUUUUUUUCUGCUCAAUAAAUAUUUUAAAGCAUA